AUCGCGCCUGCGCAAUGCUCUCUUCCCCCGCAGUCUCUGACCGUUGAAGCCGGGGACCGCGGCGGCCUCUGCUAGGACCCUCCGCCCCGGAGCCACCGGCCGGAGCCGCAGCCUCAGCCGCAGCGCCCCGCCGCCUGUCCCCCCUCCCCCGCCGCCUCCGCCGGAGCAGCCUCGCGCACUCUGGGGUAUGGCCGUCAAUGUGUACUCCACAUCUGUGACCAGUGAAAAUCUGAGUCGCCAUGACAUGCUUGCAUGGGUCAAUGACUCCCUGCACCUCAACUACACCAAGAUAGAACAGCUCUGUUCAGGGGCAGCCUACUGCCAGUUCAUGGACAUGCUCUUCCCUGGCUGUGUGCACUUGAGGAAGGUGAAGUUCCAGGCCAAGCUAGAGCAUGAAUACAUCCACAACUUCAAGGUGCUGCAAGCAGCUUUCAAGAAGAUGGGUGUUGACAAAAUAAUUCCUGUAGAGAAAUUAGUAAAAGGAAAAUUCCAAGAUAAUUUUGAGUUUAUUCAGUGGUUUAAGAAAUUCUUUGACGCAAACUAUGAUGGAAAGGAUUACAACCCUCUGCUGGCGCGGCAGGGCCAGGACGUAGCGCCACCUCCUAACCCAGGUGAUCAGAUCUUCAACAAAUCCAAGAAACUCAUUGGCACAGCAGUUCCACAGAGGACAUCUCCCACAGGCCCCAAAAAUAUGCAGACCUCUGGCCGGCUGAGCAACGUGGCCCCACCCUGCAUCCUGCGGAAGAAUCCCCCAUCAGCCCGCAACGGUGGUCAUGAGACUGAUGCCCAGAUUCUUGAACUCAACCAGCAGUUAUUGGAUUUGAAGCUGACAGUGGAUGGGCUGGAGAAGGAGCGUGACUUUUACUUCAGCAAACUCCGAGACAUUGAGCUCAUCUGCCAGGAACACGAAAGUGAGAACAGCCCUGUUAUCUCGGGCAUCAUUGGCAUUCUCUAUGCCACUGAGGAAGGAUUUGCACCCCCCGAGGACGAUGAGAUUGAGGAACACCAACAAGAAGACCAGGACGAGUACUGAGAGCAGCUCCAGCCCUGGCUGACUACACGGCUUCCCCGUGCCACCCCACCCUGCUCCCACCCCACAUUAUAAUCCUCUCCUUACAGUGGUCGGCCAGGUGCUUCAUGUCAGUGCUGCAGCGCUGGGGCAUCAGGCAGCUGGGCUUGGGGGGAAGGGGCAGCUGAGCAGGCAGAGGCCCCGUCCUCCAUGGCACCAGCCCAGUCGGUGGACCUCUGCCCACUCCCCCCCCUAUUUAUUUCCGUUGUCUCUUCGCUGUGUUGGCCCACACUUCCCAGCCAGCCGCCUGCUCCCCUGACAGCCAGCAGCUGUAUAUUUGACAAAGUCAUUGGUAUAUUUUUACUUACUGGAUUUUCCUUGCACUUUACCUGUUCUUUCCCCAGGGCUGACAGCGUGGGCUCCAGGGCAGUGUGCCUGGCUUGGCUUCCCUCCCCCAUUUCUGGGAGCCGCAGCAGCACUCACCAAUUCUUAUUUAUUUUGUCUUCUGUCUUCCCAGUAAUUGAGGGGAAGGCUGAUGUCAGGAGAGGGACGGGGGACUGAGGACAUGUGCCUUAGGUCCCCAGUGGUCAGGGAGAAGGAGGGGAGCAUGAGGGAUGAAAAGGACCUCCUGGCACCAGGCUUACCCCACCCUCAGCCCCCUGCCCCAGCACCUGAAGCCCAAUCCUGCCCUGAGGCCCCAGCCACUCCCUCUGCAGCUUGGUUCAUACCACACAGACUCUGCUUGGACCCUCCUGUACGUCUGCCUCCCAUCCGCCCUUCACCCCAACCCAUGCCCCUUGGGCCACCCAGCCUGCAUACGUGUUCACUUUUAUUUAAAUAAACUUGUGUGGUAAAAGUC
This is a messenger RNA of Manis javanica (Malayan pangolin), 1868 nucleotides long. It is a transcript of the gene MAPRE3, whose product is annotated as microtubule associated protein RP/EB family member 3. Gene Ontology annotation, molecular function: microtubule binding. NCBI's taxonomy places the organism in Eukaryota, Metazoa, Chordata, Mammalia, Pholidota, Manidae. The record is from RefSeq and is a predicted model, not a curated record.